Messenger RNA from Onthophagus taurus, 1096 nucleotides. It is a transcript of the gene Ccm3, whose product is annotated as programmed cell death protein 10 Ccm3. NCBI's taxonomy places the organism in Eukaryota, Metazoa, Arthropoda, Insecta, Coleoptera, Scarabaeidae. Gene Ontology annotation, cellular component: FAR/SIP/STRIPAK complex. The record is from RefSeq and is a predicted model, not a curated record. Gene Ontology annotation, molecular function: protein kinase binding. Gene Ontology annotation, biological process: regulation of Golgi organization; positive regulation of MAP kinase activity.
AUCUGUUUAUGACAUUAUUGACAUUUAGCAUUCAUUUGACGUUUAUUUUUGACGUUUACGAUAAAUUUCUAAUCUUAAAUUUUUCAUUGUAAAUUAUCUUUAUCUAAUCAAUUAUCGAAAUAUAUUCGUAAAGUCGUUAUUUCACAAAAUUAAAUAUGACAAUGGGCGAUGAAACUCCAGUAACUUCUUUAAUUUUACCCGUUUUAAUACGACCAAUUUUAUCACAGUUAGAAAGACGUGAUGUAUCAGCUUCUCAAACGUUACGUGCUGCUCUAUGGAAAGCGGAAACUUCAUAUCCUGGACUCACCUAUGAUCUUAUCAUGGGAAUUAUGGAAAAGGGAGACUUAAAUGUUAAUAUGAAUGAAAGUAUAUUGAGAUUACAAGGAUCGUUAUCAGAUGCUGAUGUUGUUGAAUACAGAUUAAAUAGAUCUGAGGAUGCUUUUCAAGAGUUAAAUCGAAAAUCUGCCACUUUAAAAAAGAUUUUGAGUAGAAUUCCUGAUGAAAUAACAGAUAGAAAAACAUUUUUAGAAAUUAUAAAGGAAAUAGCAAGUGCCAUCAAAAAACUUUUAGAUGCUGUUAAUGAAGUAAAUGCAUUUAUUCCUGGACCAGCAGGAAAACAAGCUUUAGAACAAAGAAAAAGGGAAUUUGUGAAAUAUAGUAAACGUUUUAGUAAUACAUUAAAGGAGUAUUUUAAAGAAGGACAGGCAAAUUCAGUGUUUGUAAGUGCACUUUAUUUAAUUCAUCAAACCAACAUGAUUAUUUCAACGGUUAAGAAUAAAUGUGAAUAACUUGAGUUCAAAAAAGAUAACUUUAUGAUUAUUUCAAACCUAUUAUUAUUGUUAAUUUUUUAAUGAAAUUAUAUUAUUCUAUUUAUAAGAUUAUUAAUUGGAAGUGUAGAAAUUUCUUUCUUUGGGAUAUUCUCUUUAGGAGUACAAAUGUAAAAAGAAUUUCAAAAGAAAAGAACUAUUUUUUAGUAUAUAGAGAGCCUAUACUAAUAAUUAUAAUACAAUUAUUGUAUACUUAAUGGAUGAAAGUAAUUAUUAUUAUAAAUUUAUUUGAAUUGAACUGGAAAAUAUAUCUAUUGAUGAAAAUCUAA